This is a messenger RNA of Cercospora beticola, 2778 nucleotides long. RefSeq lists its product as uncharacterized. Lineage: Eukaryota; Fungi; Ascomycota; Dothideomycetes; Mycosphaerellales; Mycosphaerellaceae. The record is from RefSeq and is a predicted model, not a curated record.
AUGAUCUCAAGCAUGCCUCGUGUUUUCUCUCCUCUAGCAGCAGUGGCUGGGCUUCUGGGCUCAGUCACAGCUCAAUCUUACACAAACAGCUCCUCCGAAAGUGUCCAAGUGCGAUGGAUUGGCUCUACGCCCGAAUACCAUUCAGGAACGACGUUUGGUCUGCCAUGGGCUCGAGGCAAACACUUCCCAAACAGUACACGCUUCUCGGCCUCAGGUGACAUUGACUUGCAGUCCUGGGCGACCGCAUACUGGACCGAUGGUUCUCUCAAGUGGACUGCGCAUGCAAUUCCAGAGACCGAGAACAUCGCAGACGAAUACACAAUCACUGCAUCGUCGGGCUCUCCAAGGACUUCCCAGUCUGCUGGCAUCGCACUCACUGAUUCUGAUGGCUCAGUCACAAUCGACACCGGCAAGAUCUCAGCCAGCUUCCCCAAAAGUGGCAGCGUAAUUGUCGAGAAGAUUGAGACUGCGCGUGGCAAGGUCGUCGGGCAGAAUGGUAGACUAGUCCUUCACUCACAAUCUGGCGUUGCGGAUAAUGCUGAAGACAGGACCAACUCGUCGAUUGGCUACUCUAACUUCGAGAGCAAGGUUGAUAAUGUCACUACCAGCAGGGACAACCAGGCACGUGCACUUGUCACUGUUCGAGGCACCCACACUCUCACCAGUGGGGCGGACCAUAUUGAUUGGCUUCCUUUCAUCUUGCGCUUCUAUUUGUACGCGAACUCCGAUGCCAUUCGAAUCGUGCACACUUUGGUCUUCGAUGGCGACUCAUCAACUGACUUCAUCUCUGGCAUCGGUCUUCGAUUUGACGUGCCACUUGCCGAAGAGGAGCUUUACAAUCGCCAUGUUCGCAUUGCUGGUGUCGACGGCGGUCUCUUGAACGAAGCCGUCAAAGGCAUCACUGGAUUGCGAAGAGAUCCAGGACAAAACGUUCGCACAGCACAAUACGAAGGCGACGAGACUCCGACCCCGGAUACCUGGGAUCCUCGCGUCGGUAAUGCUACGCGACGUGGUUGGAUCCCCAACUGGAACGACUACAGCUUGACACAGUUGUCACCCGAUGGCUUCACAUUGAAGAAGAGGACCCAGGCUGGGCAGAGCUGGCUGAACAUUCCUGGCUCUACACGUUCUGGUGGCUUGGCUUAUCUUGGAGGUGCUACACAAGGAGGUCUCGCAGUUUCUCUUCGUGACUUCUGGAAGAAGUACCCCACAGGUCUGGACAUUCGUAAUGCUGCUACUGAUGUUGGUGAAGUCACCGUCUGGAUCUACAGCCCUGAAGCUCAACCUCUUGAUCUCAGACCCUACCACGACGGAUUGGGCCAGGAGACUUAUGCAGAUCAGCUCGAUGCUCUCGAAAUUACUUACGAGGAUUGGGAAGACGGCUUCGACACUCCAUAUGGCAUCGCCCGAACCAACGAGUUCUACAUUCAUGCUUUUGAGGCGACUCCUCCUCGCGAUCGUCUGUCAGCUCUUGUAACGCACGCCAACAACCCACCAGUCCUCUUCACUGAGCCAGAAUACAUCCACUCGACCAAAGCUGCUGGAACCUGGUGGGCGCCUCCUUCGACCAACACCUCGAGCGCCCUCGCUGCUCGCAUCGAGAGCAACCUUGACUUCCUUGCUACCUUCUACCAAACAGAGGUCGAGCAACGCAGAUGGUACGGUCUAUUUGACUUUGGCGAUAUCAUGCACACAUAUGAUGUCGAUCGCCACCAGUGGCGCUACGAUAUCGGUGGGUACGCGUGGGACAACAGUGAGCUCUCGCCUGAUCUCUUCUUCUGGCCCUACUUCCUUCGCACUGGACGUGAGGAUGUCUAUCGCUUUGCCGAAGCUCUCACCCGCCACACUGGCGAGGUCGAUGUCUACCACAUCGGUCAGUGGAAAGGUCUCGGAACGCGUCACGGUGUCCAACACUGGGGCGACUCCGCCAAGCAAGCCCGUAUCUCUACAGCACAAUACCGCAAAAUCUUCUACUUCGUUUCUGGAGGUGAUGAGCGUGUGGGAGAGUUGGUUGAAGAGACCCUGGACACUGACAAGACAUACGAGACUCUCGACCCUAACCGCAAAGUCCGAACAGACGGCUGGGUCCCGGCACCUGGUAACCGCGCCACGAUCGGUCUCGGAACAGAUUGGUCAGGACUGGCAGCGUCCUGGCUUCUCGAAUGGGAGCGUCAGGGUCCUCGUGCGGAAGAAGCCAAGCUCAAGUUGACGAAUACCAUUAACGGCAUCGUUAGCUUGAAGAAUGGUUUCGUAACAGGCUCUGGUCUCUACAACAGCACUGAUGGAACUCUUGACCCACCACCUACCGAUCCUGACAACGAAGGUGUCGUAGCAGUAUCGCACUUGUCAGCUGCUUUCGGUCUAGGCGAAGUCGUUGCCGAACUCAUCGAGCACUACGGUGACGAACUUCCUGAAGGCUUCGAGCAAGUCUGGUUGGACUACUGCUAUUACUACCGCGCUCCAGCCGCCGAACAACAAGCUCGAUAUGGGGGCAAUUGGACUCGAACAGCCACGCUCCGACAAGACCACUCGCGUCUCUUGGCUUACGGAUACUACCGUACUGGCAACGAGACCUGGGCGCAGCGUGCUUGGAGCGAGUUUGAAGCUGAUGGGUUGAACACGACCGAUACUUGGGCAACGACGAGAAUCAAUGGAAGUGCAGUUUUGGCACCUGUUGAUGAGGUCCCGUGGUUGUCGACGAAUGAUGCAUCGAAUUAUGGAUUGGCGGCUAUGACCAAUUUGGCUUAUAUUCCUGGGUUCUUGCCAGCGAGCUUUUAG